GGGUGGACUCGAUACGAACAGUCCUGUUAUUUCGUGGAAAUCAGGAAGAUGAGCAUGAUGGACGCACAGAAAUCUUGUGCUGAGAAAGGAAGUACCCUAUUCGUGGCCAAUUCCGUAGAGGAAUUCGUAAGUGAAACCAUUAAAGAGACAAGGACCUCGACAUUUAAAUGCUUACCGCUUGAUGAUGGCAAACAACCUUCAUGGGGAAGCUACGAUGGAGUCGACCCAUCACAACUAAAAUGGCUAGUCAACCCAUAUUCUUCUACAGUGAAUGGGUGGACUCCACUCUCCACUUGCGUCGGGCACUACAACGGAGACAUAUACUCUGAUUACCUUUACUUUUAUCCUUGCUCAUCGCUGUUCCAUUCUGUAUGUGAACGGAACUCAACACUGAACUGA
Molecule: messenger RNA, 399 nt
Organism: Angiostrongylus costaricensis
Lineage: Eukaryota; Metazoa; Nematoda; Chromadorea; Rhabditida; Metastrongylidae
Source: the annotation of a GenBank genome assembly